AUGUCUGUGACAAGCGCCGGCGACGGCAAGGUGACGGGGUUGACGUAUAGCUCCGAGUCCGUCAUGGUCAUUGCCUGCUCGGCUUUGGCUUUGUACAACGGCCUCGAACUCAUCGCACUCAUCUUCACAACGUUCAAGCACCGCCGAGGACUCUACUUCUGGAGUCUUCUACUCGCGGCGUUUGGCGUCGUGCCCUACACCCUCGGCUGGCUGAUUGACUACUUUGAUCUCGUCGUCAGGUAUGUCGGCAUGGCCAUCUGCAGCGUCGGCUGGGUGCUCCUCAUCAGCGGACAGUCUGUCGUGUUAUACUCGCGACUCCAUCUAGUUCUCAGAAACAUUCAUAUCCAGCGCGCAGUGUUUUGGAUGAUUGUUUUUAAUGGAGUUACGUGGCAUACGACUAUGACUGUGUUGCUAUUUGUUACGAGGUCUUCGUCAAGCAUGAAUGGCAGUCAGACUACGCCUCUGUACAAGAUGAUGGAGAAGGUCCAGAUGACUUUUUUCUGCGUCCAAGAGUUCAUCAUCUCGGGGUUGUAUAUCUGGAAAACGGUCGACAUCCUCAAGACGUCGUUUGGAAGCAAGCGCAAGUUCAUGUGGCACCUCUUCAUCAUCAACCUCGUCAUCGUGGCCAUGGACAUUGCUCUCUUGGUCAUCAUGUACAAGAAUCACUACACGCUGGAGCAAGGGAUAAAAGUGGUCGUCUACUCGAUCAAGCUCAAGCUCGAGUUUGCAGUUCUGGGCAAGUUGGUCGAAUUUGUGCAGAACCGCGGCGGCUCGAAUCCCUCAGGUCCAGAAUCACAUCACCAUACGGGCGGGUUCGUCGAGUUAUCAGGAAGCAGGCCAAAAGUUGGAAAGGUACGCUCCAGGAGCAAUCCCGAGCCGGAGACUGUGUAUCUUGAAGAAUUGCCGUCAUCGCGGAGGGGAAACGAGCAGAUUACUGUGACGACAAAGAUUGAGAUAGAGCAUGAGAGGAGCGGGAUGGAGACGGGGGAUGAUGAGAGUACGGAUCAGCUGUAUGAUGCUGCGAUUAAGCAAAUAUCCAAGGGAGGGAGCUGA
This is a messenger RNA of Fusarium keratoplasticum, 1053 nucleotides long. RefSeq lists its product as uncharacterized. The transcript has 2 exons. Lineage: Eukaryota; Fungi; Ascomycota; Sordariomycetes; Hypocreales; Nectriaceae. Bases 1 to 1053 code for a protein of 350 amino acids. The record is from RefSeq and is a predicted model, not a curated record.